AUGCCACCCAAGCCGCCAGCCAAGGGAGCGAAAAAAGCCGCUAAGAGUCAGAAGGCCAUCCGUGCCGGGGACAAGAAGAAGAGGCAUCGUCGGAAGGAGAGCUAUUCUGUCUUCAUCUACCGCGUACUCAAGCAGGUCCAUCCCGACACGGGAGUGUCGUCAAGCGCGAUGUCGAUCAUGAACUCGUUUGUGAACGACGUCUUCGAACGUAUUGCCGCUGAGGCUUCGCGUCUUGCGCACUACAACAAACGAUCGACCAUCUCCUCCCGCGAAAUCCAGACCGCAGUCAGACUGAUCCUCCCAGGAGAGCUUGCCAAGCACGCCGUUUCCGAGGGCACGAAGGCCGUUACCAAGUACACUUCGAGCAAGUGA
Messenger RNA from Angiostrongylus costaricensis, 372 nucleotides. The record is from the annotation of a GenBank genome assembly. NCBI's taxonomy places the organism in Eukaryota, Metazoa, Nematoda, Chromadorea, Rhabditida, Metastrongylidae.